AGACAACAGUCGUGUCCUAUGAUAUCAGUACGUAUUGUUAUAUACAUAUGUUAUUGUGUCGCUUUUCGAAAUCUCUGUAUUUCUCGCGAUUUUUGCUUGAGAAAUCGUGUAAGUAAUUAAACCCGCAGUAUUAUUUCGAUCGUUGCGUCGUGUUAAUUAUUACCGAUUAUUCGCGAGUGCGUGUUAUGGCUGAUAGAUAUAUACAUAUAUAUAUAUCUCUGUUAGUGUAUCUUUUUUUAUUCGACUCGACAAUAUGUGUGAUCCACACUUGAAUAAUAGUUCGAUAGAUGAAAGCAAUGGGUACGUAAGAUUCUUGUACAAUGUACAAUCAUCGUAUCCUGCUAACAUGUAUGAUGCAGGUGGAUAUAUGCCUAAUGUAUUACCAGUACAUCCGCUGCCACAGCCUGAUAACAGUUUUCUUCCAGUAUUUGGACCACCUAUGACUAUUAAUUAUAUGCAAGAAUUUGAGAACAUUGAUAGAAUAAAUUAUUCCUUUGAUCAGUUCAGAGCGCAAUGGGAGCAAUGCAAUUAUGUUCCUGUAAAUCAUGAAUUGUUCAUACAACAUCCAAUUAUGCCAAUGACACCACAAAAUACAAUAAAUAUGGGGAUUGAAUUUCAAAAAUUGGAAACUGAAGUUUCAAAAUUUAAUGGACUGAAUAGUAAUUGCAAUAUCAGUGAACCAAUAGUUCAAAAUAUUCACAUGGAGCACAAUUAUUCUUUUGUAAAUCAUACACCAUAUGUACCACACUUUCCAAAAACCAGACCACAAAAUAUAAAUGUCAACAAUGAAUCUCAGAGUUCAAAACUAAGUAAAAUUUUAAAAAUUGAUGGAUCCAAUCGUAAUCAUGAUAUCAGUAGUAAAUCGAUGGUUCAAAUGGAGCAUAAUAAUUUCUCUGUAAAUCAUUCACAGCAUACAUCAUCACACUGUCCAAUUACACAACCACAUUACAAAAUACAAUAAAUGCUGAAAUAAAUAAAUCUCAGAAUUCGGAAGUUAUUAAAGUUUCAAAAGUUAAUAAAACCGAUAAUGAUCUUGACAGAAAUAAAAUGAUGCAUAAUGAUCCUUUUGUAAAUCAUUCACAGCAUACAUCAUCACACUGUCCAAUUACACAAACCACAUUACAAAAUACAAUAAAUGCUGAAAUAAAUAAAUCUCAGAAUUUGGAAGUUAUUAAAGUUUCAAAAGUUAAUAAAACUGAUAAUGAUCUUGAUAGAAAUAAAAUGAUGCAUAAUGAUCCUUUUGUAAAUCAUUCACAGCAUACAUCAUCACACUGUCCAAUUACACAAACCAGAUUACAAAAUACAAUAAGUGCUGAAAUAAAUAAAUCUCAGAAUUUGGAAGUUUCAAAAGUUGAUAAAAUCAAUGAUGAUCUUGAUAGCAAUAAAAAGCAUAAUGAUCCUUCUGUAAAUCAUUCACUGUACAAUAAAUCACACUUAUUUAUAAAUGUUAAAAUGAAUGAUCCUCAAAAUUCGAAUAAAAAGACUAAAGUUCAUGUAGAAGUUAAUGAAUCUGAUAGCAGACUUGAUAAGAAUAAUUUGACGAUUGAAAUGAAUCAUAAUGAUGAUCCAUCUGUAAAGCGUGAACCAUUCACACGUCAUCCAAUUACACAAAUUGAAUCACAAAGUACAAAUGCUGAAAUAAAUAAAUCUCAGAAUUCGAAAAUAAGUAAAGUUUCAGAAAUUGACGUAUUCGAUUGCGAUCUUGAUAUCGAUGAACUGAUAAAGAUGGAAAUGAUGAAGUUUAAUAUGGUAAAUCAUGAACCGUUCAUAUCAUGUAGUCAUUCAAUUACACGAAUUGAACCAAAAGGUGCAAUAAGUGAUGAAAUAAAUAAAUCUCAGAAUUUGGAAAUUAGUGGAGUUUCAGAAACUGAUAGAUCCGAUAGCAAUCUUGAUAUCAGUAAAUUGAAGGUUCAAGUAAAGUAUAAUCUUUCUGUAAAUAGUCCACCAUUCAUACCGCGUAUUCCAAAGACACCAAUUGGAUUACAUCUUGCUACCAGUAAAUCGAUGGUUCAAGCGAAGGACACAGAAUCUCCAUUUAAAAAAAAUAAAAUGCAAGAAUAUCGUAACAUGUCUCGCAAUCACAAGGACAAGUAUGAGAACUCCAACCCGCGCCGUAUGUACACACUCAUGUGCUCUGAGGACUAUCAAUCGGGGAAGAAAUCUCAUUGGUCGGAGUUGGAGAUAACAGGCAGUAUAAGAAACCUAAGCCCCAACUUGUGGCAAAUGAGUCAUCUGACGGCUUUGUAUCUGAACGACAAUAGUCUGCAGAGAGUGCCACCUGAGAUUGGUCGUCUUGCCAAUUUGCGCAUUCUAGAUCUCAGCAGCAAUAAGCUGCGCAGCCUGCCUGCUGAACUGGGGGACCUUAUCUACCUCAGGGAGUUGUUAUUGAACCAAAACUACCUUCGUGUGUUACCGUACGAACUCGGGAAGUUGUUCCAAUUACAAGUGCUUGGACUUCAAGGGAAUCCACUUAGCAAGGAUGUGUUGACGUUGUAUGGAAAUGGGGAGCCUGCAGGGACGAACAAGCUGCUGACGUACAUGCUGGACAACUUAACAGGUAAGUGACUGUCAAGGGAGAAAGAGACGGAAAAAAGGGAGGAUGGUGUAGUAAGUAAUCAUCGCUCUUUAUCUCCUUCGUGUAU
This is a messenger RNA of Nylanderia fulva, 2642 nucleotides long. RefSeq lists its product as uncharacterized. Lineage: Eukaryota; Metazoa; Arthropoda; Insecta; Hymenoptera; Formicidae. The record is from RefSeq and is a predicted model, not a curated record. Gene Ontology annotation, cellular component: cytoplasm. Gene Ontology annotation, molecular function: protein binding.